AUGUGCCAUACCUCAGGCCUAGGGGUACCCACUCUGGUAGCCAAGAGUGCUCAUGAGAGGAAAGGACCUGAUCUUCAGGUUUGCAUAUCUAAAAAGCCAACAUGUUGCACAAGGAAGAUGGAGGAGAGAUACCAAAUUGCAGCUCGCCAAGAUCUGCAGCAGGUGCUUCAAGCAUCCACCUCUACAUUAAAGCUGCUAAUAUCUCGAAAUGCAGCUGCUUUUCAAGAAACCCUUGAAACUCUCAUCAGACAAGCAGAAAAUUAUACCAGUAUACUUUUUUGCAACACCUACAGGAACAUGGCCUUAGAGGCUUCUGCUGCAGUUCAGGAGUUCUUCACUGAUGUAGGGCUCUACUUAUUUGGUGUGGAUGUUAAUCCUGAAGAAUUUGUAAAUAGGUUUUUCGACAGUCUUUUUCCUCUGGUCUACAACCAUCUCAUUAAUCCCAGUGUGACUGACAGCUCCUUGGAAUACUCGGAAUGCAUCCGCAUGGCCCGCCGGGAUGUUAGUCCAUUUGGUAAUAUUCCCAAAAGAGUAAUGGGGCAGAUGGGAAGAUCUCUGCUGCCCAGCCGCACAUUUCUGCAGGCCCUCAAUCUGGGCAUUGAAGUCAUCAACACCACUGACCAUCUUCAUUUCUCCAAAGAGUGCAGCAGAGCCCUCCUAAGGAUGCAGUACUGCCCUCAUUGCCAGGGCCUGACUCUCAGUAAGCCCUGUAUGGGGUACUGCCUCAAUGUUGCCAGGGGCUGUCUUGCCCACAUGGUAGAGCUUAAUCCACAUUGGCAUGCAUAUAUCCAGUCCUUGGAAGAGCUUUCAAAUGCAAUGCAUGGAACCUAUGAUGUUGAACACGUGCUCCUGAACUUCCAUUUGCUUGUAAAUGAUGCUGUGAUUCAGGCUUACCUCAAUGGACAAAAACUAGCAGAACAGGUAAAUAAGAUUUGUGGCCAUCCAGUAAGAACACCUACACAAAGCCCCCCUUGUUCUUUUGAUCCUAGCAAGGAGAAGCAUGGAAUGAAGAUCUCCACAAGGAAUGGUGAAGAGACACUUGCCAACAGAAGAAAGUAAGACAUUUGUUUUACAACCAGAA
Messenger RNA from Ictidomys tridecemlineatus (thirteen-lined ground squirrel), 1081 nucleotides. The record is from RefSeq and is a predicted model, not a curated record. Lineage: Eukaryota; Metazoa; Chordata; Mammalia; Rodentia; Sciuridae.